AUGUCUUUCAAUAUAUGGGAUUUAUUCGCCAAAGCGUGGCACUUCAAGCUGCCAGCCUUCGGGAUGGAUCAGCUUCUGCCGAUCUGCAAGACUUAUACUUUCUCCUUCGGGUUCUGGAUACGACUUACAUCAGAAGGAACUGACAGCCGAGUCACUUCGACUGCCAUGCGAGAGACUCCGGUACGCUAUGCUCCGCUUGAGCAUGAGUAUGAUCUCCGCUUGUUUUUUCUUCAUCCUGGCUCAGAUGAUGACAUCGUCACGGGCCACAUGGAAUGUCGUGGAAUGGAACAGCCACGAAAAGAAUUCGAAGCAUUGUCUUAUGUAUGGGGCGCAACGGACGACUGCGCAAUCAUUUUGAUCGAUGAUACGUCUGUCUCAGUCACAAAAUCACUAGAAGCUGCCCUCCGCCACUUGCGAUUCCCAGACCGUCCUAGAACCCUCUGGAUUGACUAUGUAUGCAUCAACCAGCACGACAUUGACGAACGCAACCGCCAAGUUGCUAUGAUGGGAUCAAUAUAUUGGCAAGCCAUAACUGUCCUGGUAUGGCUGGGUGAAGCAACCCCUGACACCGCCGCUGGAAUCAAAGUCCUCAGCUACCUUGCAAACGAGCCGCGACCACAGCCUCGUCCAGUUUGGCAAGACUAUCCGCCGUCCGUCGUACGAGCUGGCCUCUUGGACAUUAUGAACAGGCCAUGGUUCCAGAGAAUGUGGGUUGUCCAAGAGAUCGGACGUUCAAGCAGUGCAUCCUUGAUCUGUGGUCGGCACGAAGUCAAAUGGCAGUCCAAUGAUUGUAUCACUGUGAAACGGUUCGUGAGAAUGAUCAAAUACGCCGAGAUAUCACCUCAAUGGGAACAUAUGGGGCUUGGCACGGUCAACAUGCAACCUCUCCUCGACAUGUUGGACCUCCAGAUUGGAGAGCAACUCGACAGAAGUUGGGGUGGGACUCACCGUUCUGCCCCCGACUUUCUCGAUAUCGCCCACAGUAUGCGGCACAAGCUCUGUUCAGAUCCCAGAGACAAGUUGUUUGGCAUCUAUGGAAUCGUAGAGCAUUCAUUGCAUAAUGAAGACUUCAAGCCGGAUUAUACAAUGACCGUCGGGCAAAUGUAUGAGGCUUUGGCAAGACUAGCCUUCGCAUGA
This is a messenger RNA of Diaporthe amygdali, 1137 nucleotides long. RefSeq names its product HET-domain-containing protein. The coding region runs from base 1 to 1137 and encodes 378 amino acids. The record is from RefSeq and is a predicted model, not a curated record. Lineage: Eukaryota; Fungi; Ascomycota; Sordariomycetes; Diaporthales; Diaporthaceae. The transcript has 2 exons.